Molecule: messenger RNA, 159 nt
Organism: Cydia strobilella
Lineage: Eukaryota; Metazoa; Arthropoda; Insecta; Lepidoptera; Tortricidae
Product: dolichyl-diphosphooligosaccharide--protein glycosyltransferase subunit 4
Exons: 1
Coding region: 48-152 (34 amino acids)
Cellular component (GO): oligosaccharyltransferase complex
Source: RefSeq, a predicted model, not a curated record
UGCCUUUUUACAUGUCUUUACAUCUUAAUUCCAGAUAAACCGCCACCAUGAUCACCGAUAUCCAACUGGCCGUGUUCUCGAACAUUCUGGGAGUCUCAAUUUUCUUAUUGGUCAUCCUGUACCACUACAUCAAUGCUAACAGUUCCAAAUAGGUAAGGC